This is a messenger RNA of Chinchilla lanigera (long-tailed chinchilla), 2619 nucleotides long. RefSeq names its product ATH1, acid trehalase-like 1 (yeast) (gene Pgghg). The record is from RefSeq and is a predicted model, not a curated record. The transcript has 13 exons. Gene Ontology annotation, molecular function: catalytic activity. Gene Ontology annotation, biological process: carbohydrate metabolic process. NCBI's taxonomy places the organism in Eukaryota, Metazoa, Chordata, Mammalia, Rodentia, Chinchillidae. The coding region runs from base 22 to 2106 and encodes 694 amino acids.
CUUGCCCGCCAGAGACCGCCUAUGGAGGACGCACAACCGGACCCCACGCAGUUCGCCGCGCACUCUCUGCCCAGGGACCCCAGGCUCUUGGCCACAGUGACCAACGCAUACCUGGGCACACGUGUGUACCAUGACACUCUGCACGUGAGCGGCGUGUACAACGGGACCAGGGGCAACACACACCGGGCAAUCCUGCCCAGCCCCCUCAACGUGCGGCUGGAAGCCCCUGCAGGGACAGGAGACCAGCUGACUGAGACCUUUGUGCUGGACACCAACACAGGCUCCUUCCUGCACACCAUGGAGGGCCCCAGCUUCCGGGCCUCCCAACGCAUCUAUGCCCACCGCACGCUGCCCCAUGUCCUGGCCUUCAGGGUGUGCGUUGCACGUGUGGCGGCGGAUAGUAGGCCCAUCAGGGUACUGCUGUGGUCAGCCUUCUCCCCAGAAAGCCCAGACCUGGACCUGCACCUGGGCCCUGACUUCCUAGGUUUCAGGUACCUAUAUGGCCACACACUCACCCCAGAGCAGCCAGGGGUCCCCCAGAAGGAGGUACACAUGCUGUGGACACCAGUGCCCCCAGCCCUGAGCCUUGGCGAAGGUGAAGAGAUCAGGACUUGGGACUUCCUGACUGUGGUGGGUGGCAGCCAGGAGGAAGCCCAGGCCUGCCUCACUGAGGCCCUAGAGCUGCAGGCUAGGGGCUCUCUGUAUGACACCCAUGCGCAUGCUUGGGCCCACUUCUGGACAGGCUGCAGCCUGGACGUGGCAGGGCCCCUGGCUCUGCGCGAGGCUCUCCGUAGCUCCCUUUACUACCUGUUCAGUGCCUUGCCCCAGCCUGGGACCUCAGGACCCGUCUGCCAUGGCCUCAGCCCUGGAGGUCUCUCCAACGGAAGCCAUGGAGAGUGCUACUGGGGCCACAUCUUCUGGGACCAGGACCUCUGGAUGUUCCCAAAUAUCCUGAUGUUUCACCCAGAGGCUGCCAGGGCCCUCCUGGAGUACCGUAUCCAAACAUUGGCUGGGGCCCUGGAGAAUGCCCGGGCCCUGAGCUACCAGGGAGCCAAGUUUGCCUGGGAGAGUGCAAACUCUGGCCUGGAGGUCUGCCCUGAGGACAUCUAUGGGGCCCAGGAGGUCCACAUCAAUGGGGCGGUGGUACUGGCUUUCCAGCUGUACUACUAUGCCACCCAGGACCUGCAGCUCUUCCAAGAAGCCGGUGGCUGGGAUGUGGUCAGUGCUGUGGCGGAGUUUUGGUGCAGCCGUGUGGAGUGGAAUGCCGAGGAGAAGAAAUUCCACCUGAGAGGAGUUAUGCCCCCUGACGAGUACCAUACAGGAGUCAACAAUUCCGUGUACACCAACGUCCUUGUCCAGAACAGCCUGCACUUUGCUGCUGCCCUGGCACAGGACCUGGGUCAGCCUAUCCCGGACCAGUGGUUGGUGGUGGCUGAUAAAAUCAAGGUGCCUUUUGACCCCAAACGGAAUUUCCACCCUGAGUUUGAUGGGUAUGAGCCUGGAGAGGAGGUGAAGCAGGCUGAUGUUGUGCUCCUGGGAUACCCUGUCCCCUUCCCUCUGAGUCCCGAUGUCCGAAGGAGAAACCUGGAGAUUUAUGAGGCUGUGACAUCCUCUCAGGGCCCUGCCAUGACAUGGAGCAUGUUUGCUGUGGGCUGGAUGGAGCUGAAGGACCCGUCGCGGGCACAGGGUCUUUUGGACAGGAGCAUCAUCAAUGUCACUGAGCCCUUCAAGGUAUGGACGGAGAAUGCAGACGGUUCCGGGGCUGUGAACUUCCUGACAGGGAUGGGAGGCUUCCUGCAGGCAGUGCUGUUUGGGUGUACAGGCUUCAGGAUUACCUGCACAGGUGUGACCUUUGAUCCUCUUUGCCUGACGGGCAUUUCCAGAGUGUGUGUUUCUGGCAUCUUCUACCAGGGGAACAGGCUCAACUUUAGUUUCUGCAAAGACUCAGUGACAGUCGAGGUCACAGCCCAGACAUGGCCCAGGGCUCCCCAGUUGGAGGCUGAGCUGUGGCCCUCACGAGCUCAGCUGCCCCUGCUCCUGGGGCACAAGGUCUCAUUUCCUUGCUCAGCUGGCCGGAUACAAAGAUCACCCCCAUCGCUGCCCUGAAGCUCUAGCCCUGAGUUCCCUAGAAGAGCAUUUUAAAGACAUUGGAUCCUGCUCCAGCCCCAGAGUCUAACCCUGAAGCUCAGUCCCCAAAAAAACCAGGGUACCAGCCUCAGAGGCAUCCUAGGCCUCUUCUGAAACCACUCCUCUAUGCCCCAUGCCAAUGCCUCCCCAAGGCUAAGCUCCUCCAGGUCUGGACCCACAUACCUUGCCUGUUUGCCCUUGCACUGACUGCAAUAACCCCAUCCUUUGGUUCCCUGUCUUGCUCCUUUAGCUAAAGCCUGAGCCCCUAGACCUACCUGUGGUCGCUGGUCUCUAGACUCUUCUGUCACAUGAAUGGCAGGGUGUGAGCCUGGGGAAGGGGGCACAGCCACCUGCAGAACCACCAAAGACUGGGUGUCAGGUGCUCUGGUGUGGAAGACCUGGCUGAAGAAUGAAUGGUUAAACUGCAGGGCAAAACCACACAGACUCUGAGAAGUGAAUCAUUAAACAAGUUUAGAUUAGUGAAGUAUGUUA